GAAAAAAAAGAAAAAAGAGCAAAACCACAAUGAGCACCUUGAGUUGUUUGCCAUUUAGAGUGUGACUCUAUCGCUCCCCCAAAUCCCUGACCCACUUGCUCCACCACCAUGUGUGUGUGUGUUUGUGUGCCUGUGCGCAAUUGAAUUUGGAUCGGGCAACUGCUGCCGCACUCGGUAGUCCAGCUCGAUUCGAUCCGAUCCGAAUCCCGUCUUGAAUACUAAUAAUGCCCUCCCCUCCACGGGCUGUCGGAGCAGGGAUUAUGCAAGCCGCCCCGCCAGAGCUGUGCUCCAUUGAUGUAACACACAUUUUACAUAAUUUUCCCGAGCCGCCGAGGAGAGAGACAUUAAUUAAAAAUAUAUAUAUAUAUGUGUCUUGACGAAAUCCACCGGCAAAUGCAAUAAAAUAAUUAAAAGCCGCCGGCUGCCGCGUGCUGCUGUUCAUCUGUGUAAAUUCCCGCAGCACGGAGGCUGGACACAAAUGCGUGAUGCCGUAUCGAGCGGAGGAGCUGCACCUGUCGCCACCAGGUGAAAUGUGUACGUGAGAGCAGAGUCGCGUUAAUUGGAACUACGAGCCCGACUGCUGACCCACUAAGGCGGCAUACAAGUAAUAAUUCGAGGUGCGCCGAGCGAACUAGCGAAGCGAUGAGAAAGUUUUCCAUUAGCCGUAAUAGAUUCUAAUAGAAUCCCGAUUGCGAUCUCAAUCAGGUGCGAAAUAAAUCCGCUAGCCAGGCAGCCUUAAGCAAUUAGUUAAACUGAGAUGUGAUAACUGCAAGAGUAGAUCUUGCCAAACAAAUGUUAACAAACGGGUAACAGUGUUAACCAGUUUCGUUUGGCAGCGAAAUCUAAGAACCACUUUCUUAAAUCUGCACAAAAAUCGCUGGAUUUAAGUCAUAAAUUAGUUAUAAAAUAAGUCGCUGUUAAGACUUAUUAAUUUAACUUGUUAGCACUUCAUUACGUUGCUGUUUGCGCUACCUAGAAAGCUUCUCAAUUUGUUCACACCUGAGAUCCAAAGACUCCAAAACCUUAAUUAGGCAAUAUUUGACGACACAUUUAGCCAACUAAUCCCAUAAGGCCGUAGGCAAAAUACACUUUACACAGCUCAGUGAGCCCCAAAACAGCGAACGAAAGCAGCUCAAGGGUCGUUCGACUCACCUGGUCUGGGCCAACUCAGAUGUUUGUAAACAAAUAAAAGCAAACGCGGCUAAAAGAGCAGGUGGGUGGUGGGGGGAUAAAGACCACUUGGCUCGGUGCGCAAUUGGCUUGAAAUGCAGCACGGCAAAGAGAGCGUACAAACCAAAACAUCGAGCCAAAAUACCCAAGCCACCGACUUGGCCACCUGGCUGCACUCACUCAUCGCCAGUCUCACAGAAGCGCUCAAAGCGUUCGGUCAGCCCAGCUCCAGUCAAGCGGAGUCCCAGCCAAUCCAUAUCCAUACUCGAAAGAAAGAAAAAAAAAACACGACAAAAUAAGAAAGAAAACACAGCGAAGAGAAGGCGACUUGCUGGAGUGACUUUCGUGCUGGAGAAAGGCCUAGCAUUUCUGAUUAUUUGCAAGCCAGGCACAUAGGCACACAAGCAGCACAGUAGUCACCGCCCAAAACGGCCACAUUUCAGCGAUCAUUAUGCGCUGACAUUGAUUCUUGGGGCCAACGUGCAUUGUCAUCGGUGGUUCAGGGCUAUCGGGAUUACCAGUUGGUGGACCCAAAAAACCAGUUGAAGGGCAACGAGACCAGCUGAAUGCCGCGAGAGAAACUCGGCGCGUAUGCGUGCACGUGCAUAAGUCACUCAAACUCAAUCGAGUCUUUUCCCUUUCCUUCUGUUAAACCAACGUAACUGGGUCGAGAACGAGACUUGGCCACAUGCUGCUCAAACUGUGGCUGCGCGGAAGUGUUAAGUUGGUUAACUAAAUGGCAUUGCAUCACAUAAACAGUCGCAUAAAGGCCGCAUAAAUGCGCUAACUAGCCACAAUGAACGACAAAUGUGUACGAAAAACCCAUGGGUAAAAUUGGCAAACGUUCGAGCUGUGUGAAAAUAAUAACAACGCGGUGUUCAGCCGAUAACACAAAAGCCACGCUUUGUUCGAAGCGCGAAUCGUGUGUGAAAACCAAAAAUCAAACAACCAAGCCGGCCAAUAAAUAAGCACUAAGCAAGACGUGCUACACCAAAAAUAAAUAAGAAAAUAAACAAAAGUAAUACGAGUAUAUACAAGAAAAUCAUAGUGGGCAACACAUUCGCAAAAUGUCCAAGCAGUUGAAAACAAAUUCACUUUCGUUGCUGCAUUGCCAAGCAGCGCUGCUGCUGCUGUUUUCUGUGGCAGCGCUGCAGGCGCAACAAGUAAUGCAGCAGCAGCAACUGCAAGUGCAGCAACUACCAGCUGUUGCUGCAGCGACGACAGCUGCAACAUUGCCUGCCAGCAGCAGCAACACGAGACUCUUGAACGCAACUUCAGAUGGUGUGGCCGCCACUUUCAUCGACAACACCAGCAGCAACCACAUGGUCCAAAACAAUGAAAAUUCCGCCUCCUUGGAGCAGCAGACACUGCAGCAGCAGCAACAACAGCAGCAACUGCAGCAGCAGCAGCAACAGCAGCAGCAACAACAGCAGCAACUGCAGCAGCAGCAGCAGCAGCAGCAACAGCAACAGCAGCAACAACAAGCUACUGUGCAAUAUGCACACAUAUCGCCAUUAGAUAAAGAAGUAGUCGAGCGCCUGAUCAAGCAGUGGGCACCGAUCGUCUGGCUGGCGCCGGAGGAGAAAUUCAUGCCGCUGGGCGUGGAGGAGUUUCUGCAGUAUGUUCAUCCAAUGGACAAGGAUAGCAGCUUCCGGCCAGGAGUUCCGUUCCGGGAAUAUUCAACGAAAUCCCACCUGGUCACGAACAACGAAGUACAGGAGCUUCUGGGCAACGACAAAUCCUUUCUGUACGGCCGGAAUCCCAAUGAGAAAGCGGUGCCCAUCUAUGGAGUGGUCAACUUGUGUCCCUCGACAAGGGCACCGGUAAUGCCGAUUGUGUCCACACCGCCACCCACCACCACACGAGGUGUUUACAUUCCCGUGUCCAUUGAUCCGCUGGAGGAACGCAAUGACACCAUUCGGCGAUCGUCCAGACUGUUUCCUCUCUUCCAGCGAGUGAAACGGGAGGCACCAAAAGUUUCCAAAUACAAUCAACUCAAUGAGUACGAAGAACUUGUAGUGGAAGCCACCCAGAAACCCAACGCACAGCAGGAUUCGGAGGCAGAGCCGGAGAAUGCAGUACCAGUGAACAACUUCAUUGCCAACCUAGCGGACAAUGUCAAGUUCAGCGGUGGCACAGAUCCCGAUGACAAUCUGGAGGAGAACAGCAUUGGCCAGGCACCCGAAAGGGAGACGAAUUCAGAAAAGGGCAAGCUGCCGGGUUUCCAUGUAACCUACUGGAUGUUCUAUCCCUACAGUCAGGGCAAGACCAUGUGCACCGUGAGUUUGGGGCCACUUGGAAGGAUUCCCUUUCCGGCUGUCUAUGGAUAUUGUCUGGGCAAUCGCAAGGAUAUCGGCAGCCAUGUGGGCGAUUGGGAGCACAUGAGUCUCUAUUUUAACGGCGAUGCCGAGCCACAGGCCAUGUAUGUGUCCGCCCACGAUGCGGGAGCCUACUACAGCUAUAACCGGCUGACGGGAUCCUUCGAGUUUCGCCGCCAAGAGACACGCAAGGGCAUCUUGCAGCGUCCAAACUUUCCCAAAACGGUGACCACCUUCAAGAACCAUCCGGUUCUAUUUGCCGCCAAGGGUUCACAUGGUCUAUGGACGGCGCCAGGAAAGCAUCGCUUUGUGAAAGUGGCACGCCUGUAUGAUAUUAAUGGCUUUGGCACGCCAUGGAACACUUGGAAGGCUGUGGACAUAAGCUACGAGAACCUGAGAUCCUAUGGUCGGUCGCUGGUGCCUGAUUGGCUCACAUAUCGAGGCAAAUGGGGUAAUCCCAAAAGCAAUUGCCAUCCCUUCCGGCGGAUCGGUUUGAAUUUCUGUGAGUUCACGGAUGGACCCACGGGAAUUCCACUCAAGGAACCCCACUUUCAAUGCGGUGCUGAUUAUCGCUAGUGACGCGAUUGGGGAAUAGGUCCCUUGGCUUAAUCUAAUGUUUAAAAAAGUAUUUAUUGUGAAAACCACCCAAAAAGAUCCCUUAGAGAUUAAAAACAAAUA
Molecule: messenger RNA, 4166 nt
Organism: Drosophila yakuba
Lineage: Eukaryota; Metazoa; Arthropoda; Insecta; Diptera; Drosophilidae
Exons: 3
Coding region: 2238-4064 (608 amino acids)
Source: RefSeq, a predicted model, not a curated record